Glycine soja is the source of this 1715-nucleotide messenger RNA. Its product is annotated as probable receptor-like serine/threonine-protein kinase At5g57670. Lineage: Eukaryota; Viridiplantae; Streptophyta; Magnoliopsida; Fabales; Fabaceae. The transcript is spliced from 7 exons. Gene Ontology annotation, biological process: protein phosphorylation. The coding region runs from base 392 to 1507 and encodes 371 amino acids. The record is from RefSeq and is a predicted model, not a curated record. Gene Ontology annotation, molecular function: ATP binding; protein kinase activity.
CCACAUAUGUCUUGAAAAAAAUGGCACUGUCAUUCCUUGUUUAUACGAGACAGCAUUGAAUCGUAGCUAACAGACCCCAAAGUACACACAACACAUGCAAUGCAGUUAUUAUUCUAUCUUAUACAGACAUUUUCAUUCUCUCUCCCAAUCUCACAACAAGUCACAGACAAAUAUCCCCUUUGAUUCUCUCUUUCCCUCUUCAAACCCUGCGUGUCUCUGCGUGUACAAGACACACACACACAGUGAGAGAACAUCACAACACAAAGUCACAUACCACUUUCGUUGUUUUCUUUCACGUCAAAAAAAGAGAGAAGAAAAAUAGAAAAAAAGUUGUGUUCUCUGUUAUUACUCUGCAUGAAAACAGAGUCCCCUGUUUCUUGUUCUUAUUGCGAUGAAGUAUAUUAGGAGCAACAGCUUGAAGAGGCUCUUCUCGUUUGGAAGACGCGGUUUUGGGGAGGAAAACGAUGUAGGGUUGGUGGUUUCUCCUUGUGAAGAGCACCCUCCAAGACCCUCUUGGAAAUGCUUCUCUUAUGAAGAGUUAUUUGAUGCCACCAAUGGCUUUAGCUCAGAGAAUGUGAUUGGGAGAGGAGGGUAUGCAGAGGUUUAUAAGGGAACAUUGAAUGGUGGUGAUGAAGUUGCGGUGAAGAGGCUCACAAGAACUUCAACGGAUGAAAGGAAGGAGAAGGAGUUUCUGUUAGAGAUUGGAACCAUUGGUCACGUGCGCCAUUCCAACGUGUUGCCUCUUCUUGGGUGUUGCAUUGACAAUGGACUUUACCUGGUUUUUGAGCUAUCCACUGUUGGUUCUGUUGCUUCUCUUAUUCAUGAUGAGAACUUGCCUCCUUUGGAUUGGAAAACAAGGUAUAAGAUAGCUCUAGGCACUGCACGUGGCCUUCACUACUUGCACAAAGGCUGCAAGAGGAGGAUCAUUCAUAGGGACAUCAAGGCCUCAAACAUUUUGUUAACUGCAGAUUUUGAACCGAAGAUAUCUGAUUUUGGACUUGCAAGGUGGCUUCCCUCUCAGUGGACUCACCAUUCAAUAGCCCCAAUAGAAGGGACAUUUGGGCAUUUGGCACCUGAGUACUACUUGCAUGGAGUAGUGGAUGAGAAAACAGAUGUAUUUGCCUUUGGUGUGUUCUUGCUUGAAGUCAUCUCUGGGAGGAAACCAGUGGAUGGGUCUCACCAAAGCUUGCACAGCUGGGCUAAACCAAUACUAAGCAAAGGGGAGAUAGAAAAUUUGGUAGAUCCAAGGCUUGGAGGGGCUUAUGACGUGACACAGUUUAAUAGAGUAGCCUUUGCUGCCUCCCUUUGCAUUAGGGCAUCUGCAACUUGCAGACCUAUCAUGAGUGAGGUACUGGAGGUAAUGGAGGAGUGGGAGAUGGAUAAAGGGAAGUGGGAAAUGCCAGAGGAAGAAGAGCAAGAGGAGGAAUUAUGGGGUUUUGAGGAUCUGGAAUAUGAAUAUGACAGUUCCUUUUCAAUGUCACUACCAUACUCUGUUGGAAGUACUUAGGGUUAAAGGAGUUAGGUACAACUUUCAACUACUUGUACAUAUAUUGUUACAUAAAUAUAGAAGGUGCAGAUAAGCUUCUUGUGGCUGUUCUGUUUAACCAAAACUAUAUAACUUAAGUGUUUCUUUUUUGUAUUUAUGUGGAUGUAAAAUAUUUAUUAAAAUUGAACUCAGUUGCUUCGGCAAAUUGCAUGGCUUAAUUUUGACCCUA